AUGACUGCGCAAACACAAGAGGAGCUUCUUGCUGCUCACCUCGAGCAGCAAAAGAUCGAUCCUGAUGAGCCCGUGGUUGAAGAUGACGACGAUGAUGAAGAUGAUGAUGAUGCUGAGGGACAAGAAGAUGGGGAUGCAAGUGGUAGGUCAAAGCAGAGUAGAAGUGAGAAGAAGAAUCUCAAGGCAAUGUUGAAGCUUGGAAUGAAACCCAUCCCUAGUGUUAGUCGUGUAACUUCAAAAAGAGAACGAAUGUUCAUCUUUAUACCUUUUUAUUUAAUUGUUGCUUGA
Messenger RNA from Macadamia integrifolia, 288 nucleotides. RefSeq names its product nascent polypeptide-associated complex subunit alpha-like protein 3. The transcript has a single exon. Bases 1 to 288 code for a protein of 95 amino acids. The record is from RefSeq and is a predicted model, not a curated record. Gene Ontology annotation, biological process: protein targeting to membrane. Gene Ontology annotation, cellular component: cytoplasm; nascent polypeptide-associated complex. Lineage: Eukaryota; Viridiplantae; Streptophyta; Magnoliopsida; Proteales; Proteaceae.